AUGUCGCUCGGCCACAACGCCUGGCCCCCGGGCAACGUCCGCCCUCCGGAUGAGCACCAGGACUCACCGCGCCCUGUCAAUGGCUUGGUAAAGACAUUGUCAGGCUCGCGCACUCCCCAAAUACGCGGUUCUGUCAGCGCCGACGGGCCGAACCCCGGUAGUAUGACAUCGGAUCCCGAUAUCGCGAUCGAGGAGGAUCCGCGCAUUGCCCAAUUCCGCGACUUGUAUCGGAUUAGUGAGGCGAAAAUAAACGCGCUCUUUUCUGGUUACUAUGCUACCGACGAUUCUGCCGAUAUCGCGGUCGCCGACGAACAGCCCGAGAGCCAAGCUGAAUGCGUCGAUGCGCCGGCACCUCCUUCGGCUGCGCCAAAGAAACCCGCCCGCAAACUCGACGACGAUUACGAUGACUAUGACGAGGACGAUGAUGCCGAUAUGGCUGAUUCAACGGAAUCGCUUUCGAAAACCAACGUCCCGCCGUCGCAGGACCUCGGUCCCGGAACACCAAAUGCUCAACGUCCCGACAUUUCAGCAUCGACUAGCGCCGACGGAAACAAAGAGCCAAAGAAAGAGACAUUGGAGGAUCUUCGGAAACAACUCGAGGAGGAUAAGAAAGCGACGGAGGAGGCUGCAAGGCGGAGCUUUCACACACUCUUUUACACCUUGGAAAAUGAUCGCGAUGCCAUGCUGGAUCAACAGCGAUUGGAGGAAUCUGAACGACAGGUCGAAGCUGAGAUAUCUGGUCAAGCUACUUCUGGUGGGAGCAAUGCCGCUGGUGGUUCGGCUGGGUAUAGCUCGCUGAGCAAUACGAACCUUGGUGCCUCAAGUUUGACGUUGAAGAAUCUGAUUGCUCGGAUCGAUAAGAAGCGCGAUAUGGUGCAGGCGUCCGACGCGGAACUUCGAAGUUUGUUAAGUGAGGUUCGCAAGAAUCGAAGCAAGUGGGCAAGCGAAGAGAAAAUCGGCCAGGAGGAGCUUUAUGAAGCAGCGGAAAAGGUUUUGAGUGAACUCAAGGCCAUGACAGAACACUCUACCGCUUUUUUAACGCGGGUCAACAAGCGCGAUGCGCCGGAUUACUACUCAAUCAUCAAGCACCCCAUGGACCUCGGAAGCAUGACGAAGAAGCUCAAAGGGUUGCAAUACCGGUCCAAGCAGGAUUUUGUCGAUGAUCUCAACCUUAUCUGGGCCAAUUGUUUGAAAUAUAACACCAACCCCGAACAUUUCUUACGAAAACAUGCCCUCUAUAUGCGGAAAGAGACCGAGAAGCUCGUCCCAUUGAUUCCCGACAUUGUUAUCCGUGACCGAGCGGAGGUUGAAGCUGAAGAACGUCGUAUGCAGAUGGCAGAACUGGACGGCGCCGAUGAGAGUGAUGAUGAACCUAUAAUGUCCUCGCGCGGAAGAAAGGCGCCCGGUAAAUCCUCUAAGAAGGGCACCGCCCCGUCCCGCAGCACUCCCAGUGGUUCCGAAGGACCCCCAGGGGCACCCUCUUCUCAACCUCCCGCUCCUGUUCGUGCAGAAUCGGACACUGCCAUAGAAGCAAGCCAGAAUGGCUUCUCCACUCCACCCCCCGGGUCUCACACACCAUCAGAACCUGUAGGUGGCGGGCCAGGUGCCACGGCUAGUCAGCAGGGAGAUGCAAUGGAUAUCGAUGGACCGACAACAUCGACUACCGUACUCAGUGCUCUCGCCGGCCCCGGUGGAGAGCUAGAUGAUCCUGAGUAUAAGGUGUGGAAGCAAGUGACCAAAAAAGAUCGUGCUCUUAUGGCUUCAGAACGGCACCGUCUCCUCAAGGGUGACAAGCUCAACGUCGAUGAACCUGCCCUGCUGCGAACCAAAGCCGGCAUGCGCAGGUGGCUUCGACAUGAAAAACGAGCAGCCCUUGAGGGCGGCAAGAUACACGACGCCGGGGCUCAGGCGAGGGAGCCUGAAGCUGCUGGCGAGACCCUUGCUGAAGGCAUCGAGGACGAAGACGACAAAAUGGUUCCCUACUACUACGACGUCAUGUCUGGUGUCCCUGACCUCUCGGAACGACUUGUCUGGAAGGAAGAUGCCCAGGGCAAUAUGGUGGAUGCUUCGGAGGAAUAUCUUAGAAUGCUCCCGAAGGGCUCUUUCACGCAGCCUGACAGCAAGUUGACUCGCAAGUUGAACUCAAAUAUGCGCCAAAUGCAAGAGACCCGCAAGAUCUGCUCAAAGAUUGGUAUUGUGAAGCAGAUGCAGCUGCAAUCUCAGAUGUAUCAAAAUCAAUUCCAGAAGUACAGCCCUGAGCCUUUUGUCGAACAGGAUGUUCCACCUCACGUCAUGAACGACAAUGGCCCCGUCAUUGCGCCUGGAACUUGUCGAGCAGCGCUGCAACGAUCUGUCGCCAAGAUCUUCUACCAUGCUGGCUUCGAGGAAUACCAGCCAUCUUCUAUCGAGGUUGUUACCGAUAUUGCAUCAGACUUCUUCCAGAAGAUUGGUGAAACAGUCAAGACUUAUAUGGAAGCUCCCAAGGUCCCGACUGUGGAAAAUGCGACAUCCUCUGCUGAGUGGAAACCUGCCUUUACCGAGCCAGAAGUCGUUCUCCACACUCUUGGUGCCGUUGGCAUCGAUAUCGAAGAGCUAGAGUCCUAUAUAAAAGACGACAUCGAGCGACUGGGAUCCAAGCUCACCACUGCUCACGAUCGCCUCAAGUCGCUUCUCACCGAGCUCCUUCGACCUGCACUUGCGGAUGGUGGCGAGGACGGCUCCAACGCAUUCAACGAUGGGAGUGAGCAAUUCGUUGGUGGAGACUUUGCAGAAGACAUCGACGAAGAUUUCUUCGGAUUCAAGGAACUCGGGCUGGACCGCGAGUUCGGUCUCUCCAACCUCAGCGUGCCACUUCAUCUACUCCAAAACCGCAUGUUCAACGCAGCCCAGUCGCAGAACACGAACACUACUCAAGUGGUCACUCUCUUCCCGACACCGCCUGCAUACGCCCGCAUCUCGGUCGACAACGUGUCCGAUCAGAUCGGGUUGCUUCAGGCAUUUUUCAAAGGCAAGCUUGACGCCAACAACGACGAGCCCCUCGUGGAAGAUCUCGAGCUUCCCCCUAAGCAAAGACCCAUGGCCGCCAAACCUCGUCUUCCAGCUUCGGGCAAGAUUCCUGCUCUGGCUGGCAUUUCAGGUCCUACCUCGAGUCCCCAAAAACGGGCUGCGCCGCCCAGCGCAUCUGGGGCCGCCAAGGCAGCGGCCUCGGAGCCAAGCAAGAAGAAAUCGAAGAAGAACAGCGGUGUCGCUCUGGAGAUGCCCAACUUCAAUUAUGAUGGAGAUAUGAACUCAGGGUCUAUCGAUGGUGCAGGAGAUCCCACAUCAGCCGACAUGAAGCCCAUCGAUGGAUCCAAUAUAGCAGAUGGAAAUGGUGAACCUUCCCAGCAAGAUGUAUCCAUGACAAAUGGCACGACCGCAUGA
Molecule: messenger RNA, 3420 nt
Organism: Penicillium cinerascens
Lineage: Eukaryota; Fungi; Ascomycota; Eurotiomycetes; Eurotiales; Aspergillaceae
Product: SAGA histone acetyltransferase complex subunit SPT7
Exons: 3
Coding region: 1-3420 (1139 amino acids)
Biological process (GO): regulation of transcription by RNA polymerase II
Cellular component (GO): SLIK (SAGA-like) complex; SAGA complex
Molecular function (GO): structural molecule activity; protein heterodimerization activity
Source: RefSeq, a predicted model, not a curated record